GUGUCCCAGGUUCUAGAGGAAGUCCCGGCUUUCAAAGCUUUCCCGGAAUGCAGGGGCCACGUGGAGAUGAUGGGCAUAAGGGGGAAAAGGGAAGUCCCGGGGAAGCAGGUGACAGCGGUAUCCCAGGGUUACCUGGGCCACCUGGCAAACCAGGAGAAAAGGGGUCUGCUGGCAAUCAAGGAAUACAAGGACUACCAGGCAAAGAUGGACAAAUGGGAGAAAAAGGGAGUAGAGGCCUUGCUGGUCCACCUGGAUAUCCAGGAGAGCCUGGAGCACCUGGCAGGGAUGGGAAAGAUGGAAUUCCUGGAGGAAUUGGUCUAAAGGGAGAUCCAGGACUGCCUGGAAUUCCUGGAGUGGAUGGAAGAGAGGGACAUCCUGGCAUACCUGGUAUACCUGGAAAUGAUGGUCAGAGGGGAAUGAAGGGUGAAGCUGGCUUGCCAGGACCAAAAGGAGCCAAAGGUACACCUGGAGACCCUGGCGAGAUUGGAUUGCCUGGGAUACCUGGUUCAAGUGGACAGCCUGGCCCUAAGGGCACUAAAGGGAACAGUGGAGAGGCCGGUCAACCAGGACCUCCAGGGCUAGAGGGUAAGCCUGGAGAACCUGGGGCAGCUGGCCAACCUGGACAUCCAGGAAUGCCAGGAUCACCUGGACUGAAGGGUCAAAGAGGAGAAGCUGGUGAAAGAGGAGUAGAUGGGAUGAAAGGUGAAAAGGGAGAUUCUGGGCGACCUGGUGUUCAUGGUUUACCCGGGCCAGCUGGCCAGAAAGGAGAGAAAGGGACAUCAGGAGAGCCCGGUCAGAGGGGUCAGAUCGGCCAUCAGGGGCUCCCUGGACAGACAGGACAGACAGGACCCUCGGGGCCCAGAGGACUGAGUGGAGAAAUAGGCCCCCCGGGAACAACUGGACCGGAAGGACGACCUGGCAGAGAGCUGUCUGAGCAACAUAUUCGGCAGAUUUGCAGAGAUGUCCUUCGAUCUGAGAUUCCUGCUCUACUAUUGAGUAGCCAAUACAGUCAUCACAGAAGCUGUGAACACUGCUACACACGGGUGGGACCCCCAGGGCCUCCAGGGCCACCAGGUCCUCAUGGCUCUCGAGGAUUCCCAGGUUUAUCUGGUUCUAAUGGGCUGCAAGGUCAACGGGGUUUACCUGGGCGGCCUGGUGUCCCUGGCAUGAAAGGUGAUCCAGGAGAAAUGGGUGAGAAAGGAAAUCAAGGACGCUCACAAAUUGGAGACCCAGGUCUCCCAGGACCACCAGGUCCAAUGGGUCCACCAGGGGUUGGAAAACCAGGUCACCCAGGUAAGCCAGGCCCACCUGGUCACAACGGCGAGGAGGGGAAGAGGGGGCACCCCGGCGAGCCCGGUCAGCCAGGCGUGUGCCAUCCUUCCAUGUGCUACGGCGCAAUGUUGCGAAGAGAUGCUUUCAGUAAAGGGCCAAACUAUUGACACAGCUUUGGCUGAAAUGCAGACAGUCUGGAUCCGGUGCUGCUCAGUGAAUGAAAGAAAACAAUAACAGCGAAUCUUUCCAAUCUCAGGAUGAUCAUAUUUUUCAAGAGUGUCUCACACUCAUGGACACAUGAAGUACCUCUUAAAGUGUAAAUAAUAUGAUGUUGCCUACAUUAACACCACCGAUUGUCCAUGACUCUUAUGUCUUUCUGUGUCACAAGCUGAGAUGUGCCAUGAUUUAUUCACGCUGUUUGUCAUGAGGCAUGAAACGCAUCAGCCUAAUACUUGUGAAAAGCAUCCUGUGUGAGGAGCUCUGCAACACUCGCAGUGGAAAUUCUACCUAGACAUCGACUUCCUUCCUCACUCUCUUGCUCCCCCAUGUGGCAUUCAACCAUCACCAGCCAAUCAUCUCGUUGUAUUUAUGAAGGUAGAUUUACUGUCCAUUUUGCAUUUGUGUUUCUUUUUGGUCUGAUGUUUCUUUUACUGCUUGCAAGCUUGUCAUGGGAGGAGUGGGAGUUCUUCUGCAAUGCUUCAUGCUUUCUUUCCUAUAUUGACGUCUCUCCGAUAUCUAUAAUAAUUCUUGUCCCUUUAGGUAGUGCUUACUAGGGUUCCCACAUCUUUUGACCAAUGAAUUUCCAUGAUUUUUUUUCAGGCAUUUGU
This is a messenger RNA of Sinocyclocheilus rhinocerous, 2099 nucleotides long. RefSeq names its product collagen alpha-1(XXI) chain-like. Gene Ontology annotation, molecular function: extracellular matrix structural constituent conferring tensile strength. Gene Ontology annotation, biological process: extracellular matrix organization. The transcript has 20 exons. The record is from RefSeq and is a predicted model, not a curated record. Lineage: Eukaryota; Metazoa; Chordata; Actinopteri; Cypriniformes; Cyprinidae. Bases 48 to 1439 code for a protein of 463 amino acids.